Messenger RNA from Rhipicephalus sanguineus (brown dog tick), 1992 nucleotides. RefSeq names its product 3'(2'),5'-bisphosphate nucleotidase 1. Gene Ontology annotation, biological process: phosphatidylinositol phosphate biosynthetic process. The transcript is spliced from 9 exons. Gene Ontology annotation, molecular function: 3'(2'),5'-bisphosphate nucleotidase activity. The record is from RefSeq and is a predicted model, not a curated record. Bases 54 to 1049 code for a protein of 331 amino acids. Lineage: Eukaryota; Metazoa; Arthropoda; Arachnida; Ixodida; Ixodidae.
GUUGUAACCAUAGAUCCAGUGCUAACAUACAGCAGGUGAGAUCAUAAACAAACAUGGCGUCGUGUGGUGCAGCUGGGACCGGCCCCCUCGUCCUGAGGGUGAUCUCAAACACCGUUAAAAUAGUUAACAGCGCUGGAAAAAUUAUCAAGGACAUCAUGAAUAGCGGGAACCUCGGUAUCGUUGAAAAGGAAGGCAUCAACGACUUGCAGACCGAGGCAGACCGCUCCGUCCAGCGCUGCAUUGUGACCUCCCUCUCCCGGCAAUUCCCCAAACUGACCAUCAUUGGAGAAGAGACGCUAGAGGAGAAGAAGAUAAGCGAUGACUGGAUCAUCACCGACCACGACAAGGAUGUCCUGUCAACAACGCUGCCAGAUGAACUCAAGGACGUCAAAGAGGAAGAUCUUGUCGUUUGGGUGGACCCCUUGGACGGGACGAAGGAGUACACACAAGGCUUUCUGGAUCACGUGACCAUACUGGUUGGGAUCGCUGUGCAGGGUAAGGCUGUCGGUGGUGUCAUUCAUCAGCCUUACUACAACUACCAGUGCCCGAGGGAACAUGAAGCCACCGCACGGGUGGAAAAAGACGUCUACAAGCAAGGACGAACUAUGUGGGGGAUUGUCGGUGUUGGUGCAUUCGGCAUCAAGCGCACGCCACCCCCUGCCGACAAGCGGAUCAUCACCACAACGCGUUCCCACUCAAGUCCGGUCAUCAACAGCUGCAUCGAGUCCAUGAAGCCAGAUGAGGUGCUUCGUGUUGGUGGAGCGGGACACAAGGUGCUGCUUUUGAUUGAAGGCAAGGCACACGCCUACGUGUUCCCGAGCAAGGGAUGCAAGAAAUGGGAUACCUGUGCUCCGGAGGCAAUCCUCCAUGCCACUGGAGGACUCUUGACAGACAUCCACGGCAACCGGCUACAAUACCACAAGGACGUCGAUCACGUCAACAGUGGCGGUGUCCUUGCCACUUGCCUCAAGGAACAGCACGAGUGGUUCAAAAAUCACAUUCCCCCCGACGUUGCCAAGACACUGCCCGUACCUUCGACACAAUCCUAGCCACUGCCUACGAAGGAUGCAGGACAGCAGAGUUGUGUGUGGCUUAAGUCCCUGGCCAGUUUCAUUCUUGAUAACGGUUUCUUCGGUUCUAGCUUUUUACACAUUUCUAGACCACUUUAGUCGGUUCUCGUGCUUUUGUUGGGAGUGGAGGAGGACAUGCGUAUAUUUUUUCUGUUAUGCGCUAUUCUGCGCACUUGUUACAUACCAUAUUUGUUCUUUAACUCUGUGUAAGGUUGUAGAAUGAGUGUACAACACUACUUAAUUUUCAUCUCUAUCUACAAAAAAACUGAAAUGGCACAGUGGCGCCUUGGUGAACUCUGAUGUGCGCCGCUACGUAGCUUGGCAAGUCAGAAGAAUGCUGACUAAAAAAAAUAAUUCCCUAUAAGUUACAAUUAACAAGUUCUGAUGUACUGCAAACUAAUGAUAAUACAUUGAUAACGAUAAUUAAUGGUGUUAUAACCUCUAUUUAUGGUGUUAGUUACCAGUCUACCAUAAUUAAUUUCUCUGAAUAUGCAUGUUUGCUUUCCCUGCCACAUUUUAGGUAUAGUUUAGAAUCAUGUGUAGUAUGCUCUUCUGGCCCAAAUAAUAGGUUUAAUUUUUGUUCAGUGCAAGAUGGCAAAGUGUUCAAGCUAUCACAACCUUUUUGAAUUGCUAACAUGACUACUUUUUACAUCUGCAUUCCAUUUAACUCAUGCAUAAUUUUGAUACCAUUGUUAUAAAAACGAAGUAUUCUUUUAUCGGUUUGCAUUAUCCACUGAGGAGAGAGCAAAUACAAUUUUGCAGGUAUUAUAAUAGCAACAGCAGUGUUGAGUGUCAUUGCUGCGCUGAUGUUUCUAAUUUUGAGAGUUUUAUUUGGAGCCCGGUGUCUGGUUUUAGCCAUUGCACUCAUUGUUGACUGUAAUAAGAGCUGUUGGUGUAAUAAAUUCACUGUUGUAAGCAUCGA